This is a messenger RNA of Hippoglossus stenolepis (Pacific halibut), 2705 nucleotides long. Its product is annotated as complement factor B. Lineage: Eukaryota; Metazoa; Chordata; Actinopteri; Pleuronectiformes; Pleuronectidae. Gene Ontology annotation, cellular component: extracellular region. Gene Ontology annotation, molecular function: serine-type endopeptidase activity. The record is from RefSeq and is a predicted model, not a curated record. Gene Ontology annotation, biological process: complement activation; proteolysis. The coding region runs from base 41 to 2347 and encodes 768 amino acids. The transcript is spliced from 18 exons.
AAACCUCAUUUUCAUACCUUUCCCCAGUUUAGGCUUCAACAUGGGAAUUUCUCUCCACUGGACCUGGUUUGCUGUUUUUUCAUGUCUCCUCUGCAUGGGAUGUGGGGUUUGGUGUGAAUGCACAGAGGAGGGUAUGCAGAUAGAAGGAGGUCACUACACACUGACCCAGCAGCUGACGAGGGGCAGCCUGUUGAUCUACCACUGUCCUGAGAGCUUUUAUCCAUUUCCUGUCCUGACCCGUCUGUGCCAGCUAAACGGCCACUGGUCACCCAGACCCAAAAGAUUUACACCUCAGAGAUGCAGGAUUGUUGAAUGUCCAGACCCCAACGUACUGGACUAUGGGACCGUCUCCCCUCCUCAGGAGAAGUACUUUGUGAACAAUGAGACCACAUAUGAGUGCUACUCUGGAUACACAAUGCGAGGCUCAAGCAGGCGUGUGUGCCUACCAAACGGGAAAUGGAGUGGCUCCACUACCAUCUGUAGCCGUGACUCAGGAGAUAACUGUGCUGAUCCUGGAGUCCCAGCUGGAGCCUCAAGGAUCGGAAACGUGUUUGGAAUUGAUGACACAGUGAAAUACAGCUGCAAUGGCAACCUGUUUGUGGUCGGGUCGAAAGAAAGAGUGUGUCAGGAGAGCGGCCAGUGGACGGGCAAAGAGCCAGCAUGUUACUACAAACACACCUAUGACACUACUCUGGAGGUUUCAGAGGCAUUUGGCAGUGCGAUCAAACAAAGCCUUGUCACUUUAGAGCCCCUCGAUGACACACAGGAGGAGAAGAAAAUCAGGAUUUCAAAAAAUGGGACUCUUAACAUCUAUAUUGGUGUGGAUAUUUCUGAGAGCAUCGAGGAGAAACACUUCGUGAAUGCAAAAGACGCUGUCACCAAACUUAUUACAAAGAUUUCAUCCUUUAGUGUGACUCCAAAUUAUGAAGUCCUCUUUUUCUCCUCUGAGAUACACAAAGUUGUCAGCAUACUUGACUUCUUGGACGGCAGAAUAACGCACACGGACAGCGUCAAGGAAGAGCUGGAAAAGUUUAAAGUAGGCAACAGAAACAUUGCUGGAACUGAUCUGAAUCUCGUCUUCCAGACCUUCCUGGAGCAAAUGGCAGUCAUAAAGAGACGAGUGAAAGAUGAAGGUUUUAAGGAACAUCGUCAUGUCAUCAUCCUUUUUACUGAUGGUGGUUAUAAUAUGGGUGGCUCACCUGCUCCCACUGUGGAAAGAAUAAAGAACAUGAUUUAUAUGAACCAAACCAGUGAACCAGGGACUCAAUCAAGAGAAGAAUUCCUUGACAUUUACAUUUUUGCCAUUGGAGCUGAGGUCUUAGAUGCCGACCUGCAGCCGCUCACAACAGGCCUCGGUGGCCAGCAUUACUUCAGAAUGAAGGACAUUAAGGAUUUGCAGGAGACCUUUGAUGAAAUAAUUGAUGAAAGCGACGUUCAGGGCCUAUGUGGUCUUCACAAGUAUUAUGACAAUGAAAAUUCCAAAGACGGUUCCAAAGAAAGCGAGAGGAAAAUGUAUCCAUGGUUGGCGUCCAUCCGGAUCGAGAAUCAAGGACUAAGGAAUUGCCUUGGCUCUCUGGUGACCUCCAAGUUUGUUCUGACCGCUGCUCACUGCUUCAAAUUUGGCGAUUUACCAGAGCAUUUGAAAGUUGAAAUUGAUGAUGGAAAGGGCACAGUAAAAAGAGUUAAAACCUUCAUAUUACAUCCAAAGUACAAUGUUAGUGCUAAGGUGAACGAAGGCGUGGCGGAGUUCUAUGACUAUGAUGUUGCUCUCAUCCAACUGGAGGAAGACGUUCAAAUCUCCUCUUUCGUCAGACGUAUUUGCAUUCCUGGCACCCAGGAGACCAGUGACGCUCUGCAACUGGUGGGUAAAUCCACCCUCAAGCAACAAGAGGAUAGUGUGCUGAAAUCUCAUCUGGAAAAACUCAAUUUCCUGACGAAGUCGGGAAGCUCAAUCGAGGAAAAAGAUGUCAUCGCUAAACUUGGCGAUAAUAGGAUCGAAUGUAUCGUACAUGCACUAGAUGCAGAAGGCAUAGACACGAAGAAUCCAAAGGUCGCUGUGACUGAAAACUUCCUGUGCACCGGUGGUCAGACUCCUUAUAGAGAUCACAUAGCAUGCACAGGCGACUCUGGAGGAGCUGUAUACAAAAACUACAAGCAUCGUAUCAUACAGGUUGGCGUGGUGAGCUGGGGAACCAAGAAACUUUGCACGUCGGGGGGGAAAGUUGAGUCGACUGCCAGCUCCAGAGAUUUCCACAUUAAUCUUUUCAGAAUCGUCCCUUUUCUCAAAUCUGUCCUGGCAAAUGACAUGCAGGACGAUUAUGCACCACUUCAGUUUUUGGAAGACUAAAUUCAUUUAUUUGCUGCAGUUUGGUUCACCAUUUCAUUUAUAUGAUUAAUUUUUUCAAAAACAUUGGUUUAUGUUAUUUAGCUGGAUGAUUGAGGAUGAUUGAAUUCAUCCAACACUCAUUCAAUCGGUAUGUGGGCUCAGAAUGGAAAGAGGCAAAUUAUAAAUGUUCUUAUCAAAUACAUACAUGUUCACAAAUUGACAUCAUGUUUUAAAACAUUUUGGCAUCACUACUUCUCAAAAGGACCAAUUAUUGUCAGUUAUGUUUAUCAGAGCUGUAUCUUGUCUGCACAUUCAUUUAUUCACCAUUUUAAGUGGUUAACCAGUUUGUAAACAGCUCAAUAAAUCAGUAUUAACCUGG